Messenger RNA from Penaeus monodon (black tiger shrimp), 3432 nucleotides. RefSeq lists its product as uncharacterized. The record is from RefSeq and is a predicted model, not a curated record. Bases 62 to 955 code for a protein of 297 amino acids. NCBI's taxonomy places the organism in Eukaryota, Metazoa, Arthropoda, Malacostraca, Decapoda, Penaeidae. The transcript is spliced from 7 exons.
AGUCGGUAAAGGAACACGCCUACAUUAGUUUGCUUUUCGCUGUAGUUUAAUUUCAACAAAAAUGCGGAGUGUAGAUAGAGAAAACCUUUACCAGCAGCAGGAGCUAGAGGGUAGUAGCAGUGCCGCCUCCACCCCCGGGGAUGUUAUCACCACCACCUCCUUCCAGACAGAGACGCCCACCACACCCCUCCCACCACCAUCACCUCGCACGAUAACUACAACUGAUAGCAUCCCCCCCCUAGAGGACAUGCUUGGGCCGCCGCCUGCUUACUCCUUCCAGCCGCCUGAGAUGAGCCCAUCGGAACCCAUGCCAGGACCUCCACCUUCGUACGAUGAAUGUCACAACCUUAAUGUCCCUCCACCCACCUAUGAGUCACUCUUUGGGCGAGUCAGAGAAGUCCAGAAGAGUUCAAAUGGUCUUGUAGACUUCAUCAAGAAUCUGAUCAUCUUAUUUUUGGGAACAAUUGGCUGUACAGUGAUGAUCAGUGUGACAAUUGUGAUUCCAAUCUUCAUGAUCAUCGUUGGAUCCCUCAAAAUGGAUGAAUGUCCGGCAGAGAAAAUGAUCCCUAUUUAUCUGGUCAUUGGAGGAACAUUUGGAGUUGUAAAGAACUUGUUGGACCUACAAGGGAGGCUUCGCCGUCCACUGGCAGAAGACGAUGGAGGUGAAAGUCAUGAUGGACCAAUUCCAUGGCACCGGAGAUUGCAGUUUACCGGGGCCAUCAAUUUCUUCUUGUGUAUCUGGUUCAUUUUAGGAUGUGUGUGGGUGUAUCGAAUCUAUGAGCCCAACUAUGUUGAAGGUUCUCAUGAUUAUUGUGACUUCACCCUGUACCAGUUUGCCUUCUGGCUGAUCACAUCUGUCUACAUCGCCGUGGGCCUUCUCACCUCUUGUAUGUGCUGCCUGUCUGUGGCAACAGUUGUCAUGCAGCAUAAUCGGAUGAAUGGAGCCCAGGUUUGAGUUUGGCCUUGAGAUUCAUCAGUAUAAGAAAAGUACUGUAUCUCUUUGCUGUGAUUGUUUUUCCUUUAAAUGAUUGGCCUCUUUUUAAAUGUGUGUAUAGUUGUGAUUUUUUUUUUAUAUAUACAAGAAUGAGUGGUUUUUCUUUGUACGUAAACAGAAAGGAUCCUAAAUCAAAAGAAAUAUUAUCACCUAAGAGUGAUAUAAAUGUAGUGAUAUUUCUGUAGUUUGUAUUGGUUUUAAAAUUUCUAGUCACUGUUGCAUUUGAAUCAUACAUUUUGAAUUGUUGAAAGCUACUUCAAAAUGGUAGCAGACAAGAAAGGAAUGUUGUAAGGACUGUUAAUUGUUUAUGUAGUGUCUUUUGUCAUACAUAUUACUUUUGUUGAAUUAGCCAUAAAAUCACAUUAAGAUUUUAUCAUAUUUUUCAACAUAUCAUUUUACUUUGUUCUUCGUGCAGCUGUAUAUUCCAAGUCAAACCUGGCUAUGUAGCCAUUUUAUAGUUAUAAUAACUCUAGAUUGGCUGUUGUAAACACAUCGCCGAUACUAGGGUCAACACGUACUGCCUAGAAUGUGUUCUCACUUUCCCCAUAGAUCUGAACGUGAUACCAGUGUUUAAAUUUGAGUGAAUCUUCCAAAUCAAAGACAGUGUUUAUUCGGUCAUAGUGCUUAUGGCAUUCAAGAAAAAAGACAAGAUUCUGCCUUAGAAACAAACUUAUGAAAAAAAAAGAUAGUGAGGAUAGAAGAAACCCUCCCCCCUUAAGAAAUGAAGGAAAGAAAAAAUUCAUGCAUUCCCAAUACAUGGCACAAUUGGGGGUUUGCAUGAACCAGUAUUUUUGUUAUACAGGCCAAUUAGCACAAGUAUUUGGCCUUCCUUUAACUUCGGUAGGCUUAUGAUCCUCAUUUGUAGUUUUGUAUGGUUUUUAUAUCGUAGCAAUUCUUUACCUGAUGGCUGUCUUUCUUGACUAGAAACCCUUUCGGGUGAUAUUGCCUCUCUUAGCAAAGAAAAUAUAGUAUUACAAGUUACCAUGAUAAGUCACAUAAAUGUGCACAAGAUAACUACAACAUGCCAUGCCUCUCAUGGCUCUAAGUGAUGAGUGUAUGGCCUUGUGUCAUUAGUCAUAUGUCUCAAAAGUGCCAUAGGUUGCAUGGGACGAAAGUAUUAUGAGUGAAGAGAAACUGAUAAAAGACAUACCACAUGAACAAGAACUGUCCCUUAAUCAAAGGGAUUGAAAGUUCCGUGCAUCUCAUCCUCACAGGACGUGAUUUCACCAAAAGUUGUCAUUAGUUUUUAUUUCUCCAAGGUGUCCUUUUCCCAAGUGCAACAAAAUGUUAGUCAGGUUAAGCAAUUAGUGUAAAUCUUUUGAUACUAUUGUAGUUCAUUGAAAAUGACUCAAGGUUUGUGGACUAGUGCCAAGAUUCACAUUGAAGUAGAUGAUUUCAAGUACAUGUGUUGAGAUUCAUCUUUCAGAGUUUCCAUUACUUGUACAAUAGAUAUUUUUCCCAUUAUGUUUCACAGUUUAUGUACUAGAUGUUAUGUUUCCAUAAUAGCAUGCAGGGCACUGGUCAUUAUCAAAGCAUCAAAGGAAUGGAUCUUUCAGUUUUGCAGUUUGUAUGAUAUUACCACAUUAGUUAUCACAGGCUUCAGAUAUAUGUAAUUUAUGUGGUGUUUGGUCAUGUCACAUUUGUCAAAUCUGGCAAAGAGUAUGUAAUGUCAUUUGAGUCAUUUAUGGUUGACAAUCACAUUGGAGCCUAAGUAACUAUAUUAUUUUACAGUAAUCCUUCGAUUAAUGAAACCCCCCAGCAGGUUUUGCAUAUGACUUACACAAAUAGAGUAAUAAAUUAAUCCAGUAUUAGAAAGAAAAAAAUAAGUAAUAGCAAAUUUACUGUGCAAUUGAUUUUUGUAUUUCAGCUGGCAACAGUGUAAGAAGUAUAUGAUUUGCUUUAUUGAUUUGUUUGGCACUUAUGUGAAGCACUAAUUACACUCAUUCACUUUUCCUAGAUAUGUAAGUAAACAUUUGUCUUCAAUAAUUCGAUCCAUUUUUUAUAUACAUGCUUUUAUUUUCAAAUGAACAUGACAUUGUGGAUUACUGUUAUCAUCAUGCCAUACACAUUAAAGAGAUGAAUGGUAAAUACAUUGAACAUGAGCCAUACAGGUAAUAUUCUAAUUUGCCAAAAUUGAUUAAGUAGACAACAGCAGACACUAAUAGCAAAUAAGCAUAUGAUUACACCUGAAGUAAAUCGGAGUGAAAGUUGGUUUGCAUACUUACACUGGUAUUAUGAUUUUAUGUAAUUUAAACAGUUUAUUUUAUGAGUCAGGUGCAUAGUUCUGGUGAAAGGAGAGUAUGAAAAGUGGUCUCAGGCAUACACAGACUUGCAGGUUAUUUACUAUUAUAGUCUUUUCUACUUACCUACAUUCUUGCACCCAAGUGUUCAUUUGUAUAUUUUUUUUAUGAAAUAAAGUAUUGCACAUGUUAAUUAGA